Ornithorhynchus anatinus (platypus) is the source of this 1833-nucleotide messenger RNA. RefSeq names its product discs large MAGUK scaffold protein 3 (gene DLG3). Gene Ontology annotation, biological process: chemical synaptic transmission. The coding region runs from base 69 to 1715 and encodes 548 amino acids. The transcript has 17 exons. Gene Ontology annotation, molecular function: protein binding. NCBI's taxonomy places the organism in Eukaryota, Metazoa, Chordata, Mammalia, Monotremata, Ornithorhynchidae. Gene Ontology annotation, cellular component: postsynaptic density membrane; neuromuscular junction; neuron projection. The record is from RefSeq and is a predicted model, not a curated record.
CCGGCCCCGGCCCCGCCUGGUGGCCCGAGUGCACCUGCUCCGGACGGGACUGGUAUGAGCAGCCCGCCAUGGCGCCCACCCUCAUCAACGCUGACGCUCUGGAUCCGGGACUUUCGGUGAACGGCGGCGGCGAUGGCUGCUUCAAAUACGAAGAGAUCGUCCUGGAGCGGGGUAACUCGGGCCUGGGGUUCAGCAUCGCCGGAGGCAUGGACAACCCCCACAUCCCCGACGACCCCGGCAUCUUCAUCACCAAGAUCAUCCCCGGAGGGGCCGCCGCCAUGGACGGGAGGCUGGGGGUCAACGACUGCGUCCUGCGGGUCAACGAGGUGGACGUGUCGGAGGUGGUUCACAGCCGGGCCGUGGAGGCCCUCAAGGAGGCCGGGCCGGUGGUCCGGCUCGUGGUCCGACGCCGCCAGCUGCCCCCCGAAACCGUCACCGAGGUCAACCUCCUCAAGGGACCCAAAGGCCUGGGUUUCAGCAUAGCCGGGGGCAUCGGCAACCAGCACAUCCCAGGGGACAACAGCAUCUACAUCACCAAAAUCAUCGAGGGCGGCUCAGCCCAGAAGGACGGACGGCUUCAGAUCGGGGACCGGCUGCUGGCGGUGAACAACACGGACCUGCAGGACGUACGGCACGAGGAGGCCGUGGCCUCGCUGAAGAACACGUCCGACAUGGUGUACCUCAAGGUCGCCAAGCCCGGGGGGGGCCCGGGAGGAGGAGGAGGAGGGCCGGGAGCCCCGGGAGUGGGAGGAUUAGGAGCAGGGGGCCACCUCGACGACAUGUACGCGCCCCCCGACUACGCCAGCGCCUUCGCGGCCCUGCCGGACAACCACGUAAGCCAUAACCCGGGCCUGGCCUACCUGGGGGCCAUCGAGGGCAGGCCCGCCUACCCCACCCCCACGCCGGCCCCUCCGCCUCGCUACUCGCCCACCCCCCGACACCUGCUGGGUGACGACGACUUCACCAGGGAGCCGCGGAAGGUCAUUCUGCACAAGGGGUCCACCGGGCUGGGCUUCAACAUCGUGGGCGGAGAGGACGGAGAGGGCAUUUUCAUCUCCUUCAUCCUGGCCGGGGGUCCGGCGGACCUGAGCGGGGAACUCCGGCGCGGUGACCGCAUCCUCUCGGUGAACGGGGUGAAUCUGAGGAACGCCACGCACGAACAGGCCGCGGUGGCUCUCAAACGCGCCGGGCAGACGGUCACCAUCAUGGCACAGUACCGACCCGAAGAGUACAGCCGCUUCGAAUCCAAGAUCCACGACCUGCGGGAGCAGAUGAUGAGCAGUAGCAUGAGCUCCGGGUCGGGGUCUCUGCGGACCAGCGAGAAGAGAUCUCUGUAUGUCCGGGCCCUGUUCGACUACGACCGGAGCCGGGACAGCUGCCUGCCCAGCCAGGGCCUCAGUUUCUCCUACGGCGACAUCCUGCACGUGGUCAACGCCUCCGACGACGAAUGGUGGCAGGCCCGCCUCGUCACCCCCCGCGGCGAAGGGGAGCAGAUCGGGGUCAUUCCCAGCAAGAAGAGGGUGGAGAAGAAGGAACGGGCGCGAUUGAAAACCGUCAAAUUCCACGCCAGGACCGGCAUGAUCGAGGCCAACCGGUCGAUCAAAACGAAGCGUAAAAAGAGCUUCCGCCUCUCCCGGAAGUUCCCAUUUUACAAGAGCAGAGAGAAUGUGGCCCACGAGAGCGGUGGACAGGAACGACUUCCCCGGGUUAAGUGACGAUUAUUAUGGAGCAAAGAAUCUGAAGGGCGUGACGUCCAACACCAGCGACAGCGAGAGCAGCUCCAAAGGACAGGAGGACGCCAUUUUGUCGUACGAGCCGGUCACCCGACAAGAA